Messenger RNA from Paramormyrops kingsleyae, 5682 nucleotides. RefSeq names its product POF1B actin binding protein (gene pof1b). Lineage: Eukaryota; Metazoa; Chordata; Actinopteri; Osteoglossiformes; Mormyridae. The record is from RefSeq and is a predicted model, not a curated record. Gene Ontology annotation, cellular component: adherens junction; bicellular tight junction; actin filament. Gene Ontology annotation, biological process: epithelial cell morphogenesis; bicellular tight junction assembly; actin filament organization. Gene Ontology annotation, molecular function: actin filament binding.
GCACACACCGCCCUCGGGAUCUGGUUAGAAACGCCGCGAUCAAGGAAGUGGCUCAGCCGCUGGAUCCAGCCUCGGCCCAGCGCACACCGUAUCUGCUCUUUCCUUUUCCAUCCUUACUUUUAAAUACUGUUUUUUUAGGCGCACAUGCUUCGUGUCCCUCCCGGGGACCUUUAGGUAUACGACACAUUACUUUGCUUGGCGUUAAUUCUGCACUUAACUGGCAUUUAAUUCGGCAGGUCAAUCAUGUCGCAGCAGUAUAUUACCCAGACCUAUCGGUCUUCCAGCGUCUCCUCCGACCCUGAGAUCCUGCAGUCGGGGGUGCAGUACGUGAACUUGUCGUCGAUGCCGAUGUCCCGUCUGCAAUACGCCUCGAACGGAGUCCCCGCCGACAACAACAUGGUCUACGAGACCGUGCGCUACCUGGUGCCGAUGGAGCGGAGAGUCGUACCGGAGUCCUACGUGCUGGUCAACAACGCCCCGCAGAUGGUGUCGUCGCCGGUCUAUAUGCAAAAAGUCCAGGGAUACGCGGUGAACAGCGUGGAUGAUUCGGAGUUGAUCCAUACCCAGCGCUACAUCGAAGUUGAAAAUGCCGGUGAGAAAACGCCAUCUGUCUUCAGCCAAUCCCCAACCUCCGUCAAGUCAUCAUCAAAGAUUGAGGAGACCAUCAACAUCAACAGCAGCAUGAACUUCGGCAGCCCGGUGGAGACCCUGCCUGAGGUGAAGCUACCAGUCGUGGAAGUGGAGGAGGAGAAGCUAGACACGCGCUACUUCGGAGAACUGCUGGCAGAGGUGUACCGCAAAAACAGCGACAUUCACAACUACAUCUCGGACAAUGUGGUCAAGAUCCGGGGACGGAAACACCUCCUGGACCCCAGCAUCGACUACAAGGUGGAGAAAGACGAGACCGAGGACUUGAUCCCCAAAGGCAUGUCAGAGCUGACCAAGCAGCAAAUACGCUACCUGCUGCAGACACGCUCCACUGCCGACAAGACCAUGCGUCUCCUCCUGGCCACCUUCAGCAGCCUGAGGGAGGAGCUGCUCCACCUACAGGAUGACCUGAAGCGCCUGGAGUCCGAGAAGGAGGGGCUGGAGAAGGACCUGAGCUACAAGGCAGACCAAGCGUCACAAUAUGACCGCCUUUUGGACUCCUUACGGGAGAACAACAGACAGCUGCAGGUGUCCCUGAAGGAAAGCACCUUGACCCAGAAUAACUUGGAGUCCCAGGUGAUGUCUGUCCGGGGCUCAGACUCUAACCGCGACUACCGCAUCAAGGAGCUGGAGGGCAGCCUGAGGGCGCUGGAGCAAGAGAACAGCCUACUGAGGCAGAAGGUGACCGGUCAGGGUAACAUCACUGGCUUUCAGCAGAAAACAGAAGAACUCUCCAAGCAGUACAACGACAUGCUUAAUGCACUGCGGCACGAGAAGGACAAGGAGAUCCAGAGUCUACGAUCCCAGCUCAUCCUGGUGAAGACUGAGUACUCCACGCAGACGACAGGAGACCGGAGUCUGGAGCUGCGAAUCACGGAGAUGUUGACCAAGUUGGAGCAACGUGAGAGCCUCAUCAAGAGACAGGAGGAGGAAAUCAGGAGGCUCCAAAAGGAGAAGAGUGACUAUUCCAGCAGGACCAUCAUCACAUCAAGGUUCUCCAACCAGUACCCCAUCCUGGGCCUUCUCAGUGACGACUACCAGGCCACGUCCCCUGUGCAAUCAUCCAAGACCAUUGUGAUCGAGAGGUCUGGAGACCUGCGAAAAUAACAGGAAGGAGCGGCCAGAAAACCGAGAUGCCAAGCCUGCAGUCCCUCGCGGUCCUUUCCUUGUUCCCUUUCUCUUUGCUUCUCAGGUGCAGGGCUCCUAGGUGAAGUCGUGGUUCAGGUUGCCACGUGUGGUUUGGCAAAGCGGCUCACUUCCUGAGACAAUAUGGCCACCUGUCUAGGAAGAAUUGACGCAAAAUCAGCCAAUGUUUUUUUUUUUUUUUUUUUUUUGCUGUUGGGUGGUAGCUGGGGUUAGUCAGGAGUAGGAUUUCAAGCAGUUUCAGAUUCAGCUCCCCAGAGUGGGUUAGCAGUGUCACCCCUGCAAAGUACUUGGUUAUUUUGGUUCCAUUUAGCUGCAUGAAUAAGUGCAAUCUGCGGGUAAAAACAAAUCUAAAAAUAUGAGGCAGAUUGAAUUUCCUGCAACCUCAAGAGAGCCAUCAAAGUCCUACAUGCCUUAACCUUUAUGAUGCUUUUACCUCGUCUGUCAAGAGCAAUGCCACAACAUAUAUAUAUAUUUUUUUUUUGUUUUUUUGAUAAUAUAUGUGUACUUGCAUGCUUGCUUUCGUUGGUCUUUUGCCAUCUCGUUUUACUGAUCUUUAACGACAGAGGUGUACAAUUGUUUGACACAUUUAAUGCCUGGAAUGUGGAGUUUCAUUCUGUUGAGAGACAAGUGGCACAUUUUUUUUUUCUUUUACCCCCGGAGCAACGUGUCACGUUUAGUAGGUGUUUUCACUCUAAUCAGGUGUUGCUGUGGGAGAGGGGUCUACUCCGGGGUGGAUGUGAAAUACGAGUGUGGGAAAAGAGCUCAGAGAAACUGAGAUGUUAAAGACUGGAGGCCUCGGCUCUGUAUGUGUUGGAGAUGGCUGAAGAGUUAGGAGUAGCAUCUCGGUCGCUUUUAUUUGGAAAUACAGCAGAAACAUGUAGUUCCCAACAUGCCCAAAUUGUCCGUUCGGUUCUGCUUAUUGUUGUUACACUGGCAAAGUACGUGUCUCGCACCUAAACAGCAUAAGCCUCAAGGAUCAAUGGGGUUGUUAAUAUGUAGCAAUGAUACAUCACAGCGCUACACUUUCUUCUCCUCCAGUCCAUUUUGCACUUAUGUCCCAGGUACACUAGAUGGCGCUGCAGUAUCACAAUAGAGAGUUUAUCUUUUUCAACUGAAGUCUAAAAUGUAUGUGUUAGUUUUUUUUUGGAUUACCUAAGCACAAUUUUGAAAACGGGGCCCAUUUUGUCAAAGCACUACACAGUUAGCCCAACCACACACUCAAGUAGCAGAAGAACCUCAGAUCCUUUGCAGAAUGACACACCUAAGUCAAAGCUAUACAAUUAUUUAUGACACAAAUGAAUCAUAUGAUCUAAUUCUGUUUGAAUGAGUUACACAUGUGCUCAACCAAUAAGUUUUAUCAUGUCUGCUUUCCUAAUGAUUAAAAUACACAAUGAUUAAAAGUACAAAAAUAAAUUCACCAAACACUACAUGAGACCGAUACUGCAGACUGAUGGAAAUAUUUAUUUACUGUGUAUCUCUAUAUAUACUCAGGAUAGUCAAUACUGAACAGAACAAAACAUAUUCAGACCAACAUCCCAGUUUUCAUGCUACUACUGUACAUACUACUGUAAGCUCAUCAAACACAUUUGGAGAGAUGAAGGUAUAAAUCACUGUACCCAAUACAGUUUAAAAAAAACUUGGUAUCACCUCUUCACCUAUCUGGAUCUGGCCAUAGGAUUUGUCGACGUUGCAGGUUAUGUUCUCAUUGGCAGGAAAUCGCUGUAAAAACACUGAACGUCGAAUCCAUCCUUGUACAGAUGCUGCAACAAUUUGAUCACAGUACUCUUCCGUGGCUUAAAUGAGGGGAAUCUGGUCAAAGGGCUGGAUAUCGUAAACCUUCCAUCGCCAUGCCGAGAAAACUCUUCAGUGGGGUUUAGGAAGGGGGAGUAUGGUGGAAGGUGUUGGAUUGUAAAUUGUGGAUGUUGAAGAAACCAAUUUUGGACCAGAGGAGAUCGGCUGGAAAGAUUCAUUGUCCCAGACGGCAAUGUAUCACAUCUGAUACGUUUGAUUUGCUGCUGUGAUGAUAUGCAAUCAGUGUAAUAAUCUGAGAAUGAGGGUGGUAUUGUAAGGACCCAAGUUGGCAUGGCGACGGAGGACCCCAUUCUAUGUGAUGGCAGCCUACUGUAAAAUAUCACAGGAAUGGGUACCAAAGAGUGCUGAUGUAGUACAUACAGCAAGCUACUGGUUUACUGUAGACAGUAGGCAUCUUCCCCUAUUUUCUCGGAUGUUUUCUUGACAAAAUGUCCGAAUUACUGAUGCCACUGUGCAUCUGCUGAGACUUGGCUGAACUUUCUGUCCAGCCUCCCUCAGUUGUAGUCCAUGGUUUUUCAUGUGGUCAACUGGUGCAGUACAAAUUUCAUUGGUAAAUUUGGUCCUCUUCUUUGAUCAUGUCCUCUCCCUCUUCCAGGUCUUCCUCUACAUCAGCCUCUUCCUCCACCUCCCCCUCUCAUCCUCACUCUCCCUCUCCCUCUCAUGCCUUCCAUUUCAGUUUAAGUCACCUGUUGCCUUUUUGUAGAGCUUACACCUGAUUGGUGUGUCUACAAUUAAGCCCCCAUGUGUCUGCACACCUGCUGGUUGUGUUUAACCAGUUAGUUCAUAGGUGUGCUAAUUUGAAAUCAAGUGCUUUGACAUGGCAAGGAAAUCGUCAUCGUGUUGUAUUUCUCCAUGUAAUGUGUACAAGUGUGUUUAGUUUUUUGAAAAAAAUGUGAGGCUGCCGAUGUGAUUAUAGUUGUGCAAAUCUGGGCUGAUGUUUUGCAACUUGAGUGUAAGGCUUCUCUACCUGUGGACUACUUGUGAUUUUGGUGUUUAAGCAAUCAAAAAAAAAAAAGUUUUUUUUUCCAGCAAAGCUUAACAUCAGAUUGUUUCUGCAUAUUACCUUUAGUAACCUUAAUAAGUAUUGUUAAAACAUUUGUGGUGCAUCAAAAUCUGCUUCCGCACAAAUGUCUAUGUAUUGCUAUGUGUUUUACAACGUUUAUGUUAAACUUUGGUUGGGGGUGGCCAGUACAGUUGUGGGAUCAUUAAAGGAAAAAUUCCGGUUAGAACUGACCAUUGAAGUGUCCUCGAUGAGCAUACACGGAGAAGAUGGCUCAUGAAUAUUCCGAAACAUGGGCAUCCAGCUCUGGUUCUGGUAGGUCAUAUGGUUUACAGGCUAUCACUCGGGCUAUCACUCGGGCUCAGCUCAUAAUUACCUUGCUGAAGUCAUUGAUUAUAAAGUUAACUUUACUUCGUGCUUAUGUGUCAGCUAUUUAGAAGGUAUAUAAAACCAGUAUCUCUCUCAAAUCUGUUGGUUGAGGACCUACAAUUUAAGAUUUCAAUGUAGAGGUAUAACCAACUAUAAUGAAACUGGGAAAAUUCUGCUGAAAUUCUAAUUUAAUCUUAAUACACUGGGCCCAGUUCUGCAUGUAUUUUGCUGUAGCAUUCAGUGACUUUGUUUUAUUUGUUCUGCGUGUGACUCACUUUAUAACCCCUGGGGUACAAUUCAUUGCUUUUCGUUUCACUUGUAAAAACAAAGUGUUACUUUUGAGAUGAGGAUUCCAUGACAGCAAGCAAGGGUUAUGGACCAAUUACUAACAGUGUGUUGAACAAUUAAUUACUACAUGUCAAUGCUGUCAGCAACUAAACGAUAUCACUGCAAGCCUUCUGAGUGUCUUUGUGACAACAGAGUGAAACACUGCACCAUAAUCCACUGGAAACAGCGGGGCUGGCCCAGUAAAUUGUGAACAACCCACAAAAAACUGUUAAUUCACAGCAUAGAACAAUAAUCACAGAAGAACAAAACCCUGUGGUUCUGAAGGGGUUGAGUCUCUUGCCGUACUGCUUUUGUAAAUCACACUGGAUUUUGGGAGUCAGCGCUUGUGUUAAUCUCAUUAAAAUGACCAUACACAAAUA